Molecule: messenger RNA, 2784 nt
Organism: Dovyalis caffra
Lineage: Eukaryota; Viridiplantae; Streptophyta; Magnoliopsida; Malpighiales; Salicaceae
Source: the annotation of a GenBank genome assembly
AUGGAAAUAAACCCUGGUGCGCUCUUCCAAGCUGAUAGGGCUGACUAUGAGCGCAGGGUUAAGGCGCCGGGUUCAUUGGUUGGCCUGCAUGGCAUUCCUAUCCUGCCCAAGGAUAACAUUGCAACCAAGGAUAAGUUGAACACCUCGUCUGGCUCUUUUGCACUGCUUGGAUCAGUCGUGCCUCGUGAUGCAGGCGUCGUGGUGAAGUUAAGGAAAGCUGAAGCUAUAAUUUUUGGAAAGGCUAGCUUGAGUGAGUGGUCUGCUUUCAUGCUAGUUAGAACUCCUGGUGGUUUUAGUGCUAGAGGUGGCCAAGGAAAGGUGGUUUACGUUAAUCUUCAGAAUUUAGUAAUUCUUGCUAUUUUUGAUAGAAUAAAUGCUCACUGGACUGCAAGAACUGAGACUGAUGGCUCCAUCUUAUGUCCAUCAAACGCUAACUUAGUGGUGGGAGGACUAAAAACAACAGUUGAUCUUACCAGCAGAGCUGGAGUAAUCCCAAUUUCUGCUAGACAAGACACUGUUGGGACCGUAUUGGAUGCUGUUUACGUUCUUGACGCCAUUGUAGGAAUUGAUUACCAUGAUGGUGCAACGCAAGAAGCAGCGAAGUACAUUCCACACGGUGGUUACAAACAGUUUCUCAAGCGUCAUGGGUUCGAAGGCAAAAGACUUGGAAUCGUCAGGACUCCAUUCUUGAGUUCUGCCAGUGAAUCUGAGAGUCAAGCUUUUGAGCACCAUCUCCGAACACUCUGGCAAGGAGGAGCAGUUUUAGUAGACCACUUGGAAAUAGCCAACAUGGAUACUAUUUCCACCGGGACAGCCGAAGGAACAGCAUUGCUGGCUGAGUUGAAAAUAUCCUUGAACGCAUACCUGAAAGAGCUGGUUGCUUCCCCUGUCCGAACAUUGGCUGAUCUCAUAGCAUACGAUCAGAAAUUUUCAGAUACCUUGCGGGAAAAGAUCAAGGCAUUUGGCCAAGACCUCUUCCUAGCAGCUCAAGCUACAAAUGGAAUUGGAACCAUAGAGAAAGCAGCAUUGCCAAGUUCAGAGAAACUGACAGGAGAUGGAUUUCAGAAGUUGAUGUGUGAUUACAACCUAGAUGCAUUGGUAACUCCCGGAGCAGGUAUUGCUAGUGUUCUUGCCAUUGAAGGAUUACUAGGAAUUAAUGUUCCGGUAGGAUAUGAUGGUAUGGGAGUACCUUUUGGCAUUAACUUUGGAGGAUUAAAGGGCACAGAACCAAAAAUGAUUGAGAUUGCAUUUGGCAUUGAGCAAGCAACUAAAAAAGAAAGCCUCCAACCCUUGAAACUUCACAAGAAUGAUCCUUUGAAGUUUAACUCUUCUAUGUCUACCAAUUCACUACUGCUUUUCGUUCUUGGUUUUUUACAAUUGUCUGGGCUUUAUACCAAGACAAGCGGUGCCUUCUCCAUUGAAGAAGCAACUAUUGAUGAUCUUCAGCUAGCUUUUAAGCAAAACCAACUAACCUCAAGACGACUUGUUGCGUUCUACCUCAAACGGAUACGCAGACUCAACCCACUUCUUAAAGGGGUCAUAGAGGUGAACCCUGAUGCACUCUUCCUCGCCGAUAAGGCUGACAGAGAGCGCAAGGCCAACACACCAGGGUCUUCUGUUGGUUUACAUGGCAUUCCUAUCCUGCUUAAGGACAAUAUUGCAACCAAAGACAAACUGAACACUACAGCUGGCUCUUAUGCACUGCUUGGUUCAGUUGUGCCUCGGGAUGCAGGUGUGGUGGUGAAGUUGAGAAAAGCUGGAGCUAUCAUUUUAGGGAAGGCAAGCUUGAGCGAGUGGGCUAAUUUUAGGACAAAUGGUGCACCCUCAGGUUUUUGCGGGAGAAGUGGCCGAGGAAAGAAUCCGUAUGUUUUGUCUGCAACUCCUUGUGGGUCAAGCAGUGGGUCAGGAAUUUCGGUGGCAGCAAAUUUGGCAGCCGUGUCACUAGGGUCUGAGACUGAUGGCUCCAUCCUAUGUCCAUCCAGUUACAACUCAGUUGUGGGCAUCAAACCCACUGUUGGUCUCACAAGUAGAGCUGGGGUUAUCCCAAUCACCCCAAGACAAGACACUGUGGGGCCAAUUUGCAGGACAGUAUCAGACGCUGUAUAUGUCCUUGAUGCCAUUGUAGGCUUUGAUUCAAAUGAUGUUGCAACUAGAGAAGCGGCAAAAUACAUUCCACAUGGUGGCUGCAGACAAUUUCUUGACCCUCUUGGGCUUAAGGGGAAGAGACUGGGGAUAGUGAGGGAUCCAUUUUACAAUUUCAGCAACGUUGAAGGAUCCGGUCUGAUCAAUCAAACUUUUGAGCACCAUUUUCAGACUCUAAGACGAGAAGGGGCAGUCCUUAUAGACAAUUUGCAAAUAAGCGAUGUUGACACAAUCACAAACAUCGAGCAGAGUGGUGAAUUACUUGCAAUGUUGCUCGAAUUCAAGCCAGCUUUGAAUAAAUAUCUAGAACAGUUGGUGGCAUCUCCAGUCAGAUCCUUAGCAGAUGUGAUAGCCUUCAACAAAAAAUUCUCCAAACUGGAGAAGACUAAGGAGUAUGGUCAAGUCUUCUUCGAGCAAGCCGAGUUCUUGAGUCAAAUUUAUCGAAUUUCCAGCUACGUAAGGUCUGUUCUUGCAAUUGGACAAUAUCCAGGAAUCAGUGUCCCCGCUGGGUAUAAUAGUGAGGGAGUGCCUUUUGGCAUUUGCUUUGGGGGACUAAAGGGUUCAGAGCCAAAACUUAUUGAGAUUGCUUAUGGCUUUGAAACAGCUACUAAGGUUAGGAAGCCGCCUACAUUCAAGCCUUAA